UCCCCCUCUCCUCUCCUUCUCGUCGAUUUUGUUUUCCUCUCCACUUCUCUCCCACCUCUCUCUGCUACGCCUACGCUCCACCCUCUCCUCCCGUCCCGCCGUUGCAGACGCAUCCAACCUUCUCCUCUCGCCUCCCCCACCCAGCCACCCCUAAGGGCUCGCCCUCGCUGCGGGAGAGAGAUACGCGCGCCCACCUUCCCCGGCGGCUGCGGGGAGCUAGCGCGUCACUGCCCGCGCCCAGUCGCCGUAGAGGCGGAGGCGCUUGUCGGGGGGGAACACCACCCUGGCCGGGCUCCUUUCUCGUGGGCGCCUCCGGAUUUGCUAGGUUGUGGCGCCGGGUGCGGAGCCAUGUCGCAAUCUCAGUCUCAGUCCCAGUCCCAGUCGCAGACCAACUGGGAGGCGGAUAAGAUGUUGGAUGUCUACAUAUAUGACUAUUUCGUGAAGAGAAAUUUGCAGGAAACUGCAAAAGCCUUCCAAACGGAAGGGAAGGUCUCACCAGAUCCAGUUGCAAUUGAUGCUCCUGGUGGCUUCCUUUUUGAAUGGUGGUCGGUAUUUUGGGAUAUAUUCAUAGCAAGAACAAAUGAGAAGCAUUCAGAUAUUGCAGCAUCAUAUAUUCAGACUCAGUUAGUGAAAGCAAGGGAACAUCAACAUGAGCAUCAGCAACAACAGCAAUCUCAGCAGCAAACUCAGCAGCAGCAGCAGCAACAACAGCACCACCAACAGCAGCAGCAGCAGCAACAACAACAACAACACCAACAACAGCAACACCACCACCACCACCACCACCAACAAUCUCAGCAGCAGCAACAAUCUCAACAGCAUCAACAAAUACAAAUGCAGCAAAUGUUGUUACAGAGAGCUGCACAGCAGCAGCAGCAGCAGCGUAGAGAUGGUUCUAAUCUUCUUAAUGGCACUGCAAGUGGGCUUUCUGGAAUUGAUCCUUUAAUGCGACAAAACCCAGCAACUGCGAAUGCUAUGGCAGCAAAAAUGUAUGAGGAGAGGUUAAAGCUCCCUUCUCAAAGGGAUUCUCUGGAUGAGGCAUCGGUGAAGGUGCAGCAAAGGUAUGGGGAAAAUGCUGGCCAAGCACUUGAUCCAAACCAAACGUCGUUGAAAGCAGCCGCAGGCGGACAAUCUUCAGGGCAAAUUUUGCAUGGAGCUGUUGGUGGAUUGUCAGGUGCUCUGCAACAGGUUCAGGCAAGAAGCCCACAAAUGCCUAUGCAAGAACAGAGUAUCAAAACUGAGAUCAAUCCAGUUUUGACACCCAGAAGUGCAGGUCCCGAGGGAUCAUUCAUUGGUGUCCAAGGAUCUAGUCAAGGUGGAAGCAAUUUGACUCUGAAAGGUUGGCCACUCACGGGCCUCGACCAGCUUCGCUCUGGUAUCCUGCAGCCGAAGUCAUUUAUGCAAUCUCCACAACAACAAUUUCAACAGCUCCAAUUUCUGAAUCCACAACAGCAACAUCAGCUUUUGAUGCAAGCGCAGCAAAACAUGGCUUCCCCUACAGUUAGUGAUGUUGAUACCAGAAGAUUAAGGAUGCUUCUUAACAAUAGAAAUAUGGCCAUGGGGCAGGAUGGGCAGACAAACAGUGGUGGGGAUAUUAUUCCAAAUAUUGGUUCUCCUAGCCAAAGUGGUGGAUCACGUACAGAUAUAGACAUGCUAAUAAAGAAGAAAAUUGCUCAUUUACAACAGCAACAACAGCUUCAGCAAUCUACAGUCUCCAGUCAGCAAUCUCAGAGCUCAAAUCAGCUUCUCCAGCAACAGGAAAAGCCUGGAGUUGGAUGCAUGCCUAUUGAUGGAAGCAUACCAAACUCUUUUGUAGUAGCUGACCAAGCAUCAAAGAAGAGAAAGAAACCUGUCUCCUCUAGUAGAGCUAAUAGUUCAGGAACAGCAAAUACUGCUGGGCCAUCUCCAAGUUCUGCACCUUCGACGCCUUCCACUCACACACCAGGAGAUGCAAUGUCCAUGCCACAGCUGCUGCAUAAUGGUGGUCCAUCAAAACCAUUGAUGAUGUUUGGUUCUGAUGGCACUGGAAGCUUGACCUCUCCAGUAAACCCACUGGGUGAUGUGGACCGUUUGCUGGAAGAUGGCUCCUUGGAUGAAAAUGUAGACUCAUUUUUAUCACAGGAGGACAUGGAUCCUCGGGAAACCAUGGGAUGCUGCGUUGAUGCCAGUAAAGGGUCUGGUUUCUCCGAGGUUGCAAAAGCCCGUGCGAGUACAGGCAAAGUUAGCUGUUGCCAUUUCUCGUCAGACGGAAAACUGCUCGCCACCGGAGGCCACGAUAAAAAGGCUGUUUUAUGGUUUACAGAUGCCCUAAACCCCAAAUCUACAUUAGAAGAGCACUCGAUGCUUAUUACAGAUGUUCGAUUUAGCCCAAGCAUGACCCGCCUUGCAACAUCUUCCUUUGACAAAACUGUGCGGGUUUGGGAUGCUGACAAUCCAGAUUAUUCACUCCGCACUUUCACGGGUCAUUCAGCGUCUGUUAAGUCGCUUGAUUUUCAUUCAAAUAAAGAAGACAUCGUUUGCUCCUGUGAUAGUGAUGGGGAAGUGCGCUGCUGGAGCAUAAACAAUGGUAGCUGUGUGACGUGCGUUAGGGUCUUCAGCGUAUGCAGUCCUUUUUCUCUCCCAAACAUUUCUUGUUUGUCAAGGAUGUUCUUUUAUAAUGCGCUGAAACAUUCUCCUGUUAUCGGCAUCUUAUCCCAGGGAGGUGCAACUCAGUUGAGAUAUCAACCUCGUCAAGGGAAAUAUCUUGCAGCUGCCUCUGAGAAGAUGAUAUCAAUAUUGGAUGCAGAAACACUACAAGUGUGUAGGAAUGCCUUAAAGGGACACAUAAAGAACAUCGAGUCGAUUUGUUGGGAUGCUGCGGGUGACUAUCUGGCCUCUGUAAGUGAAGAUUCUGUCAAGGUGUGGUCAUUUACUUCAGGAAAUGAUGGCGAGUGUGUGAAUGAGUUGAAUUGCAGUGGAAAUAAGUUCAAUUCAUGUGUUUUUCACCCGAAUUAUCCGUCAUUGCUUGUAAUUGGUUGUUACGAGUCCUUGGAACUUUGGGACAUAAGGGAGAAGAAUACGGUGACCAUCAGCAACGCCCAUGACGGCUUAAUUGCAGCCCUAGCUGCAUCAAAUGCAUCAGGGUUGGUCGCUUCAGUAAGUCAUGAUAAGCUUGUCAAGCUCUGGAAGUGAGAACAGGGAGCAACCUUCCUUCUACAUCACAUUUUACAAGUUGGUCCCUGUGGACAUCUGUCGUCUGGUUCCAGCCAACGUUGUAUGAUGUAGAAACAGGGCGGUUUCUGCCGCAGAUAAACACAUGACGAGGGCAGCUAACGAAAAUGUCUUCAAGCUAUCUGUGUUCAAGAACUAACCCAAUUUGAUGUCGUCCCAGUUGCUGCAUGUGCCCUUGGAUAGGUUUGUAACUAUCCUUGUAGAAUGUACCAUACUCUGUAGUGGCCUGCGCAAACUCUAGAGUGUUGUUAUCAUUGAAUGGUCACAAGCACAGAUGCCUUUAUGUAUUUGCUGAUUCUGACUGCAUUUUUCUCAA
Messenger RNA from Triticum aestivum (bread wheat), 3526 nucleotides. Its product is annotated as transcriptional corepressor LEUNIG. NCBI's taxonomy places the organism in Eukaryota, Viridiplantae, Streptophyta, Magnoliopsida, Poales, Poaceae. Gene Ontology annotation, cellular component: nucleus. The record is from RefSeq and is a predicted model, not a curated record. The transcript has 17 exons. The coding region runs from base 349 to 3171 and encodes 940 amino acids. Gene Ontology annotation, molecular function: protein binding.